Messenger RNA from Strongyloides ratti, 528 nucleotides. Its product is annotated as Josephin-like protein. The transcript is spliced from 3 exons. The record is from RefSeq and is a predicted model, not a curated record. Bases 1 to 528 code for a protein of 175 amino acids. Gene Ontology annotation, molecular function: cysteine-type deubiquitinase activity. Gene Ontology annotation, biological process: protein deubiquitination. Lineage: Eukaryota; Metazoa; Nematoda; Chromadorea; Rhabditida; Strongyloididae.
AUGUCUUUUAAUGACGGAAACUCAUUUAUUAAAAAUUCUUUUUAUCAUGAAAAGCAAAGAAAACAAUUAUGUCUAUUGCAUUCUUUGAAUAAUUUGUUUCAAAAAGAAAAAUUUAAUAAACAUGAUUUAGAUAAAAUAUGUGAAGAAUUAGAUAGAAGUACAUGGUUUAAUUCACAUAGAUCAUGGUUAGGAUUGGGUGACUAUGAUGCAAAUGUCCUUAUGGCAGCUUUAGAUAAGGAAGGUUAUACCUGCACAUGGUUUGAUUCUAGAUUGACUGCCUCAUCCAUAAAUCAUAAUGAAGUUUUUGGCUACAUAUUUAAUGUUCCGAGUGAAUCAUUUUUUCCUUUUAUGAAAAAAAGACACUGGUUUUGUGUAAUUCGUACAGAAAAAAAUUAUUUUUAUAAUUUAGACUCAAAGUUAUUAUCACCAUCAAAAAUAUCUAAUUUUGAAGAAUUUACUGAUACAUUAUUGGCACAAGGAAAUACGCUUAUUUUAAUUAAAUUCCCAAAUACUAAUGAAGUAAAAUAA